GACAGCGCAUGCGCGCAGACGCCGUAUUCUCCCGGCUACUUCUCUCCCCCCAAACCACCUCCCCGGUUUUCAGAGCGCUCCGCGGCGAGGUAAUUCAAAUAAAAGGAGCCCGUCAUCAAAAGCACCACAUUUCACUAAUGAAGCAUGGCGGCUAAUUUCGGCAAGAUCUUAAUUGGGAUUUACGUGGAAAUAAAACGGAGCGAUGGGCGAAUCCAUCAGGCAAUGGUCACGUCUCUUAAUGAAGACAAUGAAAGUGUCACGGUGGAGUGGAUUGAAAAUGGAGACACCAAAGGGAAAGAGAUUGACUUGGAGAGUAUUUUUGCACUGAAUCCCGAUUUGGCAGCCGGUGAAGACAUUGCCCCGAGCCCCGAAACCACUCCCCCACCCUCUCAGGCUUCGGUCAAAGUGAACAAGAUCCCCAAGAACCGACGAACUAUAGCACCUUCUAAGAAUGAAACGCCUUCCAGGGAUAACCGAGUGGGGUCCACCCGAGCCCGGCCAGGCCAUCAGCAGCCCGAGCCGGCCCCGCCCCCGGCCCCAGCCCCGCCCCCUCCGGUGCAGACACAGAUGCAGGCUCCCAUGCAGAGCCAGCUGCAGCAGCAGAAUGCACGGAGGAAAUCAAACUGUGUAAAGGAGGUGGAGAAGCUACAGGAGAAGAGGGAGCGACGUCGGCUCCAGCAGCAGGAGUUGAGGGAGAAGAGGGCCCAGGAGGUCGACGUCACGAUUCCCAACUACGAAAUAAUGUAUAUGAUCAGGGACUUCCGAGCAAGCCUCGACUACCGGCCUUUAACCACCGCUGACCUGAUUGAAGAACACAGGAUAUGUGUAUGUGUGCGAAAACGUCCUCUAAAUAAGAAAGAGCUGACCCUGAAGGACCUGGACGUCAUCACCAUACCCAGCAAGGAUGUCGUCAUGGUACACGAGCCCAAGCAGAAGGUGGACUUGACACGCUACCUGGAGAACCAGACGUUCCGUUUUGAUUACGCCUUUGACGACAGCACCACCAAUGAGAUGGUUUACAGGUUCACAGCCAGGCCUCUAGUGGAGACCAUCUUUGAGAGGGGAAUGGCCACAUGCUUCGCCUAUGGACAGACGGGAAGCGGGAAGACGCAUACCAUGGGAGGUGAUUUUUCAGGAAAGAACCAAGACUGUUCCAAAGGAAUCUAUGCGUUGGCUGCUCGGGAUGUUUUCCUUAUGCUGAAGAAGCCCAACUACAAGAAGCUGGACCUUCAGGUGUACGCCACUUUCUUCGAAAUCUACAGUGGAAAGGUGUUCGAUCUGCUGAACCGCAAGGCCAAGCUGCGCGUGCUGGAGGACGGGAAGCAGCAGGUGCAGGUGGUGGGUCUGCAGGAGCGUGAGGUGAAGUGCACAGAGGACGUGCUGAAGCUCAUCGAAAUAGGGAACAGCUGCAGGACAUCUGGCCAGACAUCGGCCAACGCCCACUCCUCGCGCAGCCACGCCGUCUUCCAGAUCAUUCUGAGGCGGAAAGGCAAGAUGCACGGCAAGUUCUCGCUCAUCGACCUGGCGGGCAACGAGCGGGGUGCCGACACGUCCAGCGCCGACCGGCAGACGCGCCUCGAGGGAGCCGAGAUCAACAAGAGCCUGCUAGCUCUGAAGGAGUGCAUCCGGGCCCUGGGCCGGAACAAGCCGCACACCCCUUUCCGGGCCAGCAAGCUGACUCAGGUUCUGCGGGACUCGUUCAUUGGGGAGAACUCGCGGACGUGCAUGAUCGCCACCAUCUCCCCAGGGAUGGCGUCCUGUGAGAACACGCUGAACACGCUGCGCUACGCUAACAGAGUCAAGGAGUUUGGGAUAAGUCCCUCGGACAUCCCCUUCUCCCAGGGGGGUGGAAGUCGAUCUGAGCAGUCCCCCACCUAUGAGUACGAUGACUUUGCCACUUCCCCCACCAGGGUGAAGGAGCUCACGGUGGACCCCAGUAGCGUCGAAGGACGCCCCAACAUCCAUGCCGUCAACCAGCUGGACCCGCUGGAUGCUCAGUGGGGAGUCGGCAGCUCUCCCCAGAGGGAUGACCUCAAACUCCUGUGCGAACAGAAUGAGGAAGAGGUGUCCCCCCAGCUCUUCACAUUCCACGAAGCAGUGUCCCAGCUGGUUGAGAUGGAGGAACAGGUGCUGGAGGACCACAGGGCUGUCUUUCAGGAGUCAAUCCGGUGGUUAGAGGAUGAGAAGGUGCUCCUGGAAAUGACUGAAGAGGUCGACUAUGAUGUGGAUUCCUAUGCCACCCAACUAGAACAAAUACUGGACCAAAAGAUUGACAUUUUGACUGAGCUGAGAGACAAAGUGAAAUCCUUCCGCUCAGCACUACAGGAGGAGGAGCAAGCGAGUAAGCAGAUCAACCCCAAGCGCCCCCGCGCCCUCUAGGGGCCACAUCUGGUUAUGGCACCUGUAGGACGGGCAUCUGAUGCCCCCUAACACUGCACAUUUGGCCAUAACUGGUUGUGAAGAUGCCGUCGUCCAUAAAAGAAGGAAGUGGCGACGAGGCGCAUUUCCUAUUUCUUUCCCGUCCUCUUGAGACGUCUCAAGUUAGAGCAAGUGCUCUCCCCCCCCACUCCCCCCCACCACCGCUAGCGGUGCAAGGGAAAAACAAAAAACGGGACGCUUUUUAAACCAGUUUUAAUAACAGGGGGAGGGGGAAAAAAUCUGUUUAAUUUAUCGCCGUUUAUUUUUCUUUUGGCAAAAUGUACAGAGAAAAAUAAAGGUUUGGCUUCCGUGGCGACGCCUUAGCAGGAUGGUCUGUCAUGGGUCCUUUUGGACAGUUCAAAAAUGUAUGUAUGCAUGCAUGUGUAACCAGGCGGUGACAUGUAACCCAGCAUCCCAUGUCAUACUAAAAUCUGGUCAGUGGUGUAAAUAGCCAUGUUUACUUAGGGCCAGUCUCACCGUUUUUCUCCUUCUCUCGUGUGUAAAGCUACACACAGUAACACAAUCGGUCAGAAUUAAGACACGUUACUUGUCCUGGUUUACAUCCUGCUUCGAUGUGGAUACCUGUGUUCCCUUGACCUCCAUAACCAUCAGUCUUGUAGCUCCCCUCAGUCUGGUGCCAUAUCAUGUUUCCUAGAGGAAGUGAACGUCUUGUGUGACAUCGAAGCAUCACCCGAUUUCCUUAUACUUCUAAUACUGUACAUUUUUUUCCACCUCAUUUAACACUAUUUGUAAACAAAGAAAUGGGGGAAAAAUAGAAAUGGAUAAAGUAUUAAGUAAUGUAUAGUAAAAGCCCACUGACUUACUGCUGGAGAUGUUCUUUUGUGUGUGCACACCAGAUGUAACGCUGGAUCAAAGAAUAAAGUGUCACCUGGUUGAUUAGAAGCUGUA
Messenger RNA from Paramormyrops kingsleyae, 3327 nucleotides. It is a transcript of the gene kif2a, whose product is annotated as kinesin family member 2a. Gene Ontology annotation, biological process: microtubule-based movement; microtubule depolymerization. The record is from RefSeq and is a predicted model, not a curated record. Gene Ontology annotation, cellular component: microtubule. Lineage: Eukaryota; Metazoa; Chordata; Actinopteri; Osteoglossiformes; Mormyridae. Gene Ontology annotation, molecular function: microtubule motor activity; ATP binding; microtubule binding.